AUGGAGGUGGAAGGCGAAGCUCGCCCGUUCCUCCUCUUCUCCAAGCCGUCCAGUCGCAGGACCGAGCCUCAGCCCGCCCAGCCUCAACCCCCAAAACCCGACCCCACGCCCGCCGUCCAACCCGACGCCGCCAGCUCCGGCGACUCCGGCUCCGACUCUGACGCCGACCCAGCACCCACCCUCAUCACCGAGCACGGCGACUCCUGCGCCGCCGCCGCCGCCUCCUUCGCCGACCUCGGCCUAUCAGACUGGCUCGUCGACGUGUGCAGCUCCCUGGGCAUGCGUCGCCCCACGGCCGUGCAGCGCCGGUGCAUCCCGCGCGCGCUCGCGGGCGAGAACGUGCUCGGCAUCGCCGAGACGGGCAGCGGCAAGACGGCCGCCUUCGCGCUCCCCAUCCUGCACCGCCUCGGGGAGGGCCCCUUCGGCGUCGCCGCCCUCGCGCUCUCGCCCACGCGGGAGCUCGCCGCGCAGCUCGCCGAGCAGUUCCGCGCGCUCGGCUCGCCGCUCGGGAUCAGGUGCCUCGCGGCCAUUGGGGGGUUCGACCCGCUCGGCCAGGCCAAGGGCCUCGCGCGCCGCCCCCACGUCGUUGUCGCCACCCCUGGCCGCAUCGCCACGCUCAUCAAGAACGACCCUGACCUCGCCAAAGUAUUCGCCCGGACCAAGUUUCUCGUGUUGGAUGAGGCAGAUAGAGUUGUAGAUUCCAAUUUCGAGGAGGACCUGAAGGUCAUAUUUGAUUGCUUACCAAAGAAGCGGCAAACAUUUCUAUUUUCUGCAACAAUGUCAGAGAAUCUGCGGUCUUUGCUUGAGCUUUCGGGCAGCAAGUCGUACUUUUAUGAGGCAUACGAAGGCUUCAAGACUGUUGAGGGCUUAAAGCAGCAGUAUAUCCAUAUACCUCCUGAUGGAAAAGAGCUCCAUCUUGUGUAUCUCCUGUCAAAAAUGAAGGAAGAUAAUAUACGUUCAGCCAUCGUAUUUGUUUCAACUUGCAGGGCAUGCCAAUAUUUGGACUUUGUGUUGCAAGAGCUUGGUCGACCUGCUGUUUCUUUGCACUCUCACAAGGCUCAGUCGCUAAGGCUUUCAGCGUUGCAUCGGUUUAAGUCUGGUCAGGUCCCUGUAUUGAUCUCUACUGACGUGGGCAGCCGUGGGUUGGAUAUCCCAACUGUUGAUCUUGUUAUCAACUAUGACAUUCCAAGGUUUCCACGCGAUUAUAUCCAUCGGGUUGGGCGAACUGCAAGAGCAACUAGGGGAGGGCUCUCUAUAAGCUUUGUGACUCAGAGGGAUAUAUGUCUCUUACAUGAGAUAGAAGAUGAUGUGGGGAAUCGAUUUGAUGCAUAUGAGUGCGAUGACAAAGAAGUCACCAAAGAUAUUACAAAGGUAUUCAAAGCGAGGCGUCUUGCGAAUAUGAGGAUGGUGGACGAGGGCCACGAAGAUAAGGUUCAAGACAGAAGAGACCAGAAGAAGCGAGAUCAGGCAAGAAAGCGCAAACAUGAGGAAUGAACCUGGCUUUGGGAAGUGUUCACUUCCUAUGGUUGCUGUGUGCACCUUCCAGCUGGAGGACAGUCAAUAUUGUCCUACACUCGGACCUUGUCUACUGAAUUGUUUUCGUCUCGUUAACCAGACGAAGGAACUGGUACAAUUUUGCACCGAUGCUUGUAAAUCACUAGAUUGAGUAGAUCAAAACACAAAGUCAGUCGAGAAGAUGUACUAGGUUUGGUGUACAUGCCAUUUUUUCUUGGUAAUGUUUGACAGGUUUGUACUGAUACCAGCAUGUUUGUAUUCAACAUGAACAGCUGUACAAGAAUGUUUGUCUACACUGCACGAUUGGUGCCUGGUUUCUUCCUGAA
This is a messenger RNA of Lolium rigidum, 1841 nucleotides long. Its product is annotated as DEAD-box ATP-dependent RNA helicase 36-like. The coding region runs from base 1 to 1494 and encodes 497 amino acids. NCBI's taxonomy places the organism in Eukaryota, Viridiplantae, Streptophyta, Magnoliopsida, Poales, Poaceae. The record is from RefSeq and is a predicted model, not a curated record. Gene Ontology annotation, molecular function: nucleic acid binding; ATP binding; RNA helicase activity. The transcript has 6 exons.